UGUCCAAUUAGAUUCUUAUCUUUCAUGAUAUUCGUACACUUAUUCAAAUAAUAAUUAAAACAAAAUAAUCAAUAUAUACAACAAUGUUGCAAAUGAUAUAAAAUUUUUUUGAUAAAAUUAAAUAUUGAUUCAAUAUUCAAAUUGAUAUAAUUAGUUUAUUAUUGCAGAGAUCAACAUGGUGGUAUGUUAAAUUUUCCAUUACAAAUUGUGAUAAAUUAGAUUGUUUAUUCACGAAAAUGUCACGUUAUCGUGAAUGGGAUCUUUCAUGUAAAGUUUAUGUCGGUAAUUUAGGAAAUAGUGCUAGUAAACAUGAAAUUGAAAGUGCAUUUAGUAAAUAUGGUCCGCUUAGAAAUGUGUGGGUUGCUAGAAAUCCACCGGGAUUUGCUUUUGUAGAAUUUGAAGAUCCACGAGAUGCAGAAGAUGCAGUUAGGGGAUUAGAUGGAACACGCUGUUGUGGAACUAGAGUAAGAGUAGAAAUGUCUUCAGGAAGAAGUAGACGUGGAGGUGGUGGACGAAGACCAGGUCCAAGAUAUUCCAGGUCCAGAUCUCGCAGUCCCCGAAGGAGAUCAUUGGGUCGUUAUCCAAGGUCCUGUUCAAGAAGUCCACGCAGAUCACCAAUAUGCCGGUAUUCCAGGUCAAGAUCCCGUAGCCCGCGCAGAAGAUCUUUAAGCCGUAGCCGCAGCCGAGAUCGCCGUUCUCGUUCGGAUUCCCGUGACAGACGGUACUAACAUUAGAUAAAUUAAAUUAGAUAAAAAAAUUAAAAAAAAAAAGAAAUAGGUUUUAUUUGAUUGAAAAUGAAAAGAGUUUGAAAAAGAUCAUCUUUGUAUAUAUUUUCUUACUAUGACAUGUAAAAUGAAUGUUUUUGAUAAUGAGACUUAUAAUCAUUCGAAAAAAUUAAAAACAACAAAAAGCAAGUGAUCUAAAAUUUUCUUAUAUAUAUAUUUUUUUAAUUAAACGAAAUAUCCUUAUCUAUAACUUUUAAAUUUUAAUCUCUGAUAUUAAGUAUUUUAAAAUAUAUAAAAUAAUUUAGAUAUAAUUUUUUUGUAUUCUUUUUAUACUAAUAUUCUCAUUUAUAGCAAAGAAAGAUGAAAUUAAAUUCUAGAUUAAAUGAAAUAAA
Messenger RNA from Apis cerana (Asiatic honeybee), 1117 nucleotides. RefSeq names its product RNA-binding protein 1. The record is from RefSeq and is a predicted model, not a curated record. NCBI's taxonomy places the organism in Eukaryota, Metazoa, Arthropoda, Insecta, Hymenoptera, Apidae. Gene Ontology annotation, molecular function: RNA binding.